AAUCGCAGAGAAAGGGAGAGAAGCAGAGCUGGGAGAGGGACAGGACAGACAGACUGUAGGAACCUGACCGAGCCAGGCUCCCCGCAAUGACAGGGUGACGGGGCAGUGGAGGAGGAGGAUAGAUAGACGAGGGGUCUGGUGGUCCUCAGGGAGGCAAGACAGAGUUGGGGAGCUGGGGAGAGGGGCCGAGGCUGGGUCUGCGAGUGGAGAGAAAGGAAGCUGGUGUGGGGAGUGGACUAGGUGGGGGGUACAGGACCGGAGGAGGCAAGGGCUUGCUAGUGUGGUGGUCAAGAGAAGAAGGCCAGGCUCCCCUAGAGGGUGGGAAGGGCGACAGACGAGGGGGGGGUGCAGGGAGACCCAAAAAGCCCCUGCGCCCCCCCCAGCACAAGCUCAACGGGAAGCAAUAGGAAGCUGGGGUGGCCUCGGGGUAACUGCAGACAUGCGGAGGGGGGGCCUGGGGCACAGAGAGAAGGCCUUCGGAAGCCAAGCCACCAGGCCCCCCAGCGUGCCCUCGGAGUAUGAACAUUGAGAAUGGCGCAAGCCCACACCCGUGGUUCCCUGUGUCCCCUGCUGCCGCCUGGUAGGAUGUCCUGGCCCCACGGGGCUCUCCUGCUCCUGUGGCUCUUUUCCCCACCCCUGGGAGCCGGUGGGGGCGGUGUGGCCGUGACCGCAGCUGCUGGAGGAGGGUCCCCACCAGCCACCUCCUGCCCAGCAGCCUGCUCCUGCAGCAACCAGGCCAGCAGGGUGAUCUGCACACGGAGGGAGCUGGCCGAGGUGCCUGCCAGCAUCCCUGUCAACACCCGCUACCUGAACCUGCAAGAGAACAGCAUCCAGGUGAUCCGCACAGACACAUUCAAGCACCUCCGGCACCUGGAGAUCCUGCAGCUGAGCAAGAACCUGGUGCGCAAGAUCGAGGUGGGCGCCUUCAAUGGGCUGCCUAGUCUCAACACACUGGAGCUCUUCGACAAUCGGCUGACCACGGUGCCCACACAGGCCUUCGAGUACCUGUCCAAGCUCCGGGAGCUGUGGCUGCGCAACAACCCCAUCGAAAGCAUCCCUUCCUAUGCCUUCAACCGCGUGCCCUCACUGCGCCGCCUGGACCUGGGCGAGCUCAAGCGGCUGGAGUACAUAUCAGAGGCGGCCUUCGAGGGGCUGGUGAACCUGCGCUACCUCAAUCUGGGCAUGUGCAACCUCAAGGACAUCCCCAACCUCACAGCGCUUGUGCGCCUGGAGGAGUUGGAGCUGUCGGGGAACCGGCUGGACCUAAUUCGCCCCGGCUCCUUCCAGGGCCUCACCAGCCUGCGCAAGCUGUGGCUGAUGCACGCCCAAGUGGCCACCAUCGAGCGAAACGCCUUUGACGACCUCAAGUCGCUGGAGGAGCUAAACCUGUCCCACAACAACCUGAUGUCGCUGCCACACGACCUUUUCACGCCCCUGCACCGCCUGGAGCGCGUCCACCUCAACCACAACCCUUGGCACUGCAACUGUGAUGUGCUGUGGCUCAGCUGGUGGCUGAAGGAGACGGUACCCAGCAACACCACAUGCUGCGCACGCUGCCACGCGCCCGCUGGCCUCAAGGGCCGCUACAUCGGUGAGCUGGACCAGUCACACUUCACCUGCUACGCCCCAGUCAUCGUGGAGCCACCCACAGACCUCAAUGUCACCGAGGGUAUGGCGGCUGAACUCAAGUGCCGUACAGGCACAUCCAUGACCUCCGUCAACUGGCUGACACCUAACGGCACGCUCAUGACGCAUGGUUCCUACCGCGUGCGCAUCUCGGUCCUGCACGACGGCACGCUCAACUUCACCAAUGUCACCGUGCAGGACACGGGCCAGUACACAUGCAUGGUCACAAACUCGGCCGGAAACACCACUGCCUCAGCCACGCUUAAUGUAUCGGCUGUGGACCCAGUGGCUGCAGGGGGGGCUGGGGGCGGGGGUCCCGGGGGUGGGGCCGGUGCCGGGGGCGCGGGUGGCUACACUUACUUCACCACGGUGACCGUGGAGACGCUGGAGACACAGCCGGGUGAGGAGUCCCAGCAGCCCCGCGGUACAGAAAAGGAACCUCCGGGGCCCACGACUGACGGAGCGUGGGGCGGUGGCCGGCCUGAUGCCGCAGCCCCGGCCUCGGCGUCCACCACAGCGCCGGCCCCACGUUCCUCGCGGCCCACGGAGAAGGCGUUCACGGUGCCCAUCACGGACGUAACGGAGAACGCGCUUAAGGAUCUAGACGACGUCAUGAAGACCACCAAAAUAAUCAUUGGCUGCUUCGUGGCCAUCACCUUCAUGGCCGCUGUGAUGCUGGUGGCCUUCUACAAGCUGCGCAAGCAGCAUCAGCUGCACAAGCACCACGGUCCCACGCGCACUGUGGAGAUCAUCAAUGUGGAGGACGAGCUUCCUGCCGCCUCCGCCGUGUCGGUGGCCGCGGCCGCUGCGGUAGCCGGAGGCGCGGGCGUGGGCGGGGACAGCCACCUGGCCCUUCCGGCGCUGGAGCGAGACCACCUCAACCACCACCACUACGUGGCCGCCGCCUUCAAGGCACACUACGGCGGCAACCCAGGAGGCGGGUGCGGGGCCAAGGGCCCCGGCCUCAACUCCAUCCACGAACCUCUGCUCUUCAAGAGUGGCUCCAAGGAGAAUGUGCAAGAGACACAAAUCUAAACCUAGGCAGGCAGGGACGCGGGACGCCUGCCGGGGAUGCUCCUGCUUGCCGCGCAGCCCGGCGGCACCCGCCAUCCAGCAACAGGAAAGGACCUGGAGAUCUGGAGAGGUGGCCCCGCCCUCCGCCUUGCCGCGUCCUCUGCCCACCUGCCCUGCCCGCCACCUUCCAGGGGAGAGGAGCUUCUUCGAGGGGUACCCUUUCCCCUCAUCCCAACCCUCCUUUUAUGGCUCUUUCUUUUUUCUUUCUUUUUUGCAGUUUGACGCCUGUCCUUCCCUCCUACUCCUCCACACUCAAAACACAAGAGACAGACAACUUCACCAGAGCCCAGGGGGCAACUCCGACAGUGUCCCCAACAGCGAGCUCCACUCGCGGCCCUGGUCGGCCCCACCCGCCCCACAGACUCUUUUGAUACUGAAGGGAGGUUUGCGUCAAUCACUACCUGCUCUGUAAUUACUUUAAAAAAAAAAAAACAUGGAAAAAGUAAAAAAAAAAAU
Molecule: messenger RNA, 3156 nt
Organism: Microtus oregoni (creeping vole)
Lineage: Eukaryota; Metazoa; Chordata; Mammalia; Rodentia; Cricetidae
Gene: Lrrc4b
Product: leucine rich repeat containing 4B
Exons: 3
Coding region: 532-2661 (709 amino acids)
Cellular component (GO): plasma membrane
Molecular function (GO): protein binding
Source: RefSeq, a predicted model, not a curated record